This is a messenger RNA of Amphibalanus amphitrite, 3221 nucleotides long. RefSeq names its product protein rhomboid-like. The transcript is spliced from 5 exons. NCBI's taxonomy places the organism in Eukaryota, Metazoa, Arthropoda, Thecostraca, Balanomorpha, Balanidae. Gene Ontology annotation, cellular component: membrane. The record is from RefSeq and is a predicted model, not a curated record. Gene Ontology annotation, molecular function: serine-type endopeptidase activity. Bases 522 to 1448 code for a protein of 308 amino acids.
GCAGCGCGCCGGCAGGGGAGGGACGGGGGAGGAGCGGGGAGGGCAUAAAACGCCGACCCGUCGGGCUGCGAGCUCAGUCGACCAGCUGCAGCACUAUUGGUGGGUGGGCGGUGAGGGGUCAGGGCAUAUUCGUCCGAGUCUCGGGUGGACUGCGGUGACCUUCGGUGAUCUCUGAAAACCUGCAGUGAUCCGUGGUGACCUUCACGUCAAGCAACCCUCGGCGUCGGCGAUACAACCGAACCGUUUUCAAAGAAGAUCUCUCGAGUGAGUUGGUCAAUAUUCAGUGUGCAAUGGGUCAUUCAUUGACCUAAGGGCCGAUUAGUCGAAUAUGAUACCGUUGAGAAGCACCUACCUCAUCUGACACCUACCUGACCUCUGAGUGACCCGGCGUGACCUCGGUUUGACCCUGACACCGCCGAGUCAUGACUCCGGAGCGGCGGAGCCGAGCAGCUGCUGCUGGCGACUCUCGAACGAACUGGAAACGACACGACCUCUGACCUGCUGACGUCAUCGCGCGGAGGAUGGGGAAGUGGUAUCACGUGGAGGCCUGUCCACUCGAUGACCGGGAGGAACAGUCCCACGCCGACCUCCAUCGCUGCAAAUCUCCACCCGUCUUUAUCCUGUCUGUCACCCUUCUUGAGCUGGGCUUCUUCGUCUACUAUAGCGCACUGGCCGCGGCGAGGUCAUCAUCCUCUGACCUCUCCCCUGUGACCUCUGACCUACCGUCGGCGACCUCACUGACCUCUGUGACCUCUGACCGAACCUCUGUGACCUCUGACCUGACCCCUGACCUGACCUCCGUGGUGCGUCUCGGCUCCAUGGGCACGGUACCACUGGAUUCGGCUCUGGUGUACCGACCUGACCGCAGCUGGGAACUCUGGAGACUCGUCACGUAUAUGGUGUUACACACCAGCUGGUGGCACCUGACCUUUAACCUCCUGGUUCAACUGGCGGUCGGGGUGCCUUUGGAGUUGGGCCACGGUACGGUCCGAGUCGCCGCUAUCUACCUAGCCGGAGUCUUGGCGGGCAGUCUGGGAACCUCAGUUUGCGAUGCUGGCCGCCAGGUGUACCUGGUCGGCGCGUCGGGAGGGGUGUAUGCGCUGCUGACAGCUCACAUUGCCAACGUACUACUGAAUUACAACCACAUGGAGCUGGGCGUGCAGCGUCUCCUGGCGGUACUGCUGAUCGCUGUCUGUGACGCGGCCCUGGCCGUCUACCACCGGUACUGGCUGGUGCUGUCAUCUGUGGAGCCGGCUGUAAGUUAUGCUGCGCACCUGGCCGGCGGGGUGGCGGGCCUGUCGCUGGGACUGGCCAUUCUGCGGAGUCACUCGCCGAAACAUCGCCAGCCGCUGAUCCGAUAUCUGGGACUCGGAGUUCUGCUCGCCUGUGCGCUAUUCGCCAUUCUGUUCAACGUGCUCUCCGUGAACCGCGGCCACCAGUACCUCUGAACACGACGUACCUACCUAUGUGUCGCUGCGGCCCGAGCCAGGCAAUAAUAAUGAGAAAUGAGCGCAUCGAUUACGAUUUAAAGACUCCCGUCAGCCAUGUCGGUUUAUUUAUCUUAUUUAUUAUUGCGCAGGGUCAACGGAUGUUGCCCAUAGGGAUAAGUAAUGGCAGUAGCGGCGGAACACCUUCAAUUAAGGGGGGGGGGGGCACUGCCGACUUUUGGUCCCAUUCUUUCCAUGCAGCCCAUAGGGCUAAUGUUAAAAUGCCAAAAUCAAAGGGGGGGGGGCACGGUGCUCCGGUGCCCUCCCCGUUCCGCCGCCUCUGAGUAAUGGGACUAGGGCCACUCUCAUGCUGGGAAAUAAGAGAAGUUAUGUCUUAUUUCCCAGCAUAAAAGCCCAAAAUUAUAAGGGCUUUGGAGACAAUGUAUGGUAAGAGCAGCACUGCACAGUUCACACGAGGCCGUACCGCUCACAUUCUGGAAACUCAGAGGAAAAAAACUGUUCUAAAUAACUUGAAAAAUUAGGUAAUGGGGGAAAGAGUUUUUGAACAUGCCCCGUUUUUGGGCUGCAUGCAGUGCUAGAAAGGGUCGUUUUUCGGGUUACUUCACUUUGUUUCAUUUACAUUUUUUCGGUACGCUUUAUUUAUGGGCUACAAUGUGCCAUCAUUCAGCGCAUAUUUAAUGCGCUUAGGCGUUGAACUAUUUGUAGAUGCAAGAGGUAGUAAAAUGCUCGUAAAUUGUUUAAUUUUAUGUCUCUGCAUUUUAUUUUGACUCAGGAUGGGUUGGUUGCCAUAUAUUCGACGGAUGUCAGAUGUGUUCUUAUCGAAGCAUUUAUUAAAAUGAACCUCAUUCAUCAUUUAGCAUGUGUUCUGCUGAUGUGAAUAAUGUUACUGGUAUAUUUUGCUUAUGUAAAUGUUGAACCUUAAUAUAACAUUUUGAUAUCUGUGACGCAUCAAUCAUGUGUGUGCAGUCGCGCAUUUGAUGCAAGUUUUUAUACGUUAUAAAUGCUAGGCAUAUACAUUAUUAUCUAGAUAUGCUUGUUAUCCAAUGCAAGAUUUCCUAACGAGCUGCAAGGUGAUCGUGAAUAAUCUACGUUCAUUGUUUAAUAUGUAUGCACUGAGCCCAGCUCACAAGUGCCUAACGACUCGUGUUUGCGCGAGCGCUCCUGUCCGCCGAUUCGAGCAGAAUCGCUGGGUCUGCGCUCGUGUAAAACCUCGAUGCAUUUAGGUGUAAAGUUCCAGCCGGAAGCUGCACGGUGGGGGGGGGGGGGGGCGUUUGGUGCGGGUUUGUUGGGGUAGCUCCUCUCGCAGGCGACCCUUCGGUUGGGUGCGCUCGGCAGGUCAGUGAUUGUGCAGCCGUGUAGCUAAGGGCACCUGCAUUGUGCAGCUAUGUUAAGCUACGUUUAGCUAUGUAGAUUAUGUAGCUAUGCAUUUAUGUGCGGCUAUGCAUCAGCAUCCUGCGAGCUGCGUCCGUGACUCCCGAUAGACAGUAACCAGCUUGCCUGUGUGAGCAAUACUGCCAUGUGUUAAUGGUUCUCGUUACGGAAUCUCUCGAUGUCAAUAUGAGAACGAUACCAUCCAGUGCGCGCGGGAUGUUCCCGUACGAUAAACGCAGACUAGUGAGCUUAAAACUGCGUUGUGUUUGUAAUACUGAUGCGUAAAUGUAAAAAGAUCGCUGUCGGCUGUUAAAACGUGACCAGAAACCAGAGUGAUUGGAACAGGAAUGCUAUCUGGAAAAGAUUAAAGCUGCAAGCAAAAGAAGAUAAUGCCAAGCAAAA